Messenger RNA from Populus trichocarpa (black cottonwood), 2101 nucleotides. Its product is annotated as pentatricopeptide repeat-containing protein At5g65560. Lineage: Eukaryota; Viridiplantae; Streptophyta; Magnoliopsida; Malpighiales; Salicaceae. The coding region runs from base 194 to 1351 and encodes 385 amino acids. Gene Ontology annotation, molecular function: protein binding. The record is from RefSeq and is a predicted model, not a curated record. The transcript has 2 exons.
CUCCUUUCAAAUCUCUUCAAAAAUUCAUCAAAACCCUCUUUAUUUUCAUCAAUCUCAAAUCCCAAUAUUUCAAACCCAAAAACCGCCACCAAGAGACCAACUUCACUUGCUACACUUAACCCACAAGAAACUUCACUGACUGUUCUUAGGCAGGCAAGGGAGGUUUAGAGAAGCCCUUUGUUUGUUUCAAGAAAUGGAGACAAAGUUUAAUUGUAGACCUGAUAAUUUUGUGUAUAAUAAUAUGCUUUAUGUGCUUUGUAAGAAGGACACAUCUGGGGAGCUAAUUGAUGUUGCGCUUAGUAUCUUUCGAGGAAUUGAAUCGCCAGAUACAUAUUCGUACAGUAAUGUUCUUGUCGGUUUGUGUAAAUUUGGUAGGUUUGAGACCGCCAUUGAAUUUUUUCAAGAAAUGGGUAGGGCUAGAUUGGUGCCAACACGGUCUGCAGUGAAUUUUCUUAUGAGGGAGUUGUGUUUGUUGAGUGCAAAAGAAGGGGCUGUCAACGAAGUUAGGGUACAUAGUUCUCGUAAACCAUAUACAAUUUUAGUUCCCAAUGUGGGUCCGAAGAGUGGUGCUAUACGUCCUGCUGUUGGCGUGUUUUUGGCAGUUUGUGAUCUUGGUUUAUUGCCUAGCACUUUUGUUAUAAUCCAGCUCAUAACAGAGCUUUGUCGACUGGGAAAGAUGACAGAGGCUUUUGAGAUUCUAAAAGUAGUCGAGGAGAGAAAGCAAAAUUGUGUGGCUGAGGGUUACUCCAUUGUGAUGCAGGCUUUAUGUGAAUAUCGCUUAGUUGAGGAAGCUAGUCAUUUGUUUGGAAGAAUGCUUUCACUUGAAUUGAAGCCAAAGUUGGUAGUUUACAAUUCUAUUAUUUGUAUGCUAUGUAAAGUGGGGAGAUUGGAUGAUGCCCAGAGGGUGUUUCAGAUAAUGAGCAAGAAAAGAUGCCUUCCGGAUAGUGUAACAUAUACUGCAUUGGUUCAUGCUUAUGGCGAAGCUAGGAAUUGGGAGGUUGCUUAUGACUUAUUGAUGGAAAUGUUAGGGUUAGGUUGGAUUCCACAUUUUCAUGCGUAUACUUUGGUGGAUAAACUGUUGAGAGAACAUGGGCGAAUAGAUUUGUCCAAUAAAUUGGAAAGGAAGUUGGAAUCACAAAUCUUGCAUAAGCAUUGUAAAGCAGGUCAAUUGGAGGCUGCUUAUGAGAAACUGAGAUCAAUGCUUGAAAAAGGUUUCUACCCACCCAUGUACGUAAGAGAUGCUUUUGAGCAUGCAUUUCAAAAGUAUGGCAAGUUGGAAAUAGCUCGUGAGUUGCUAGAGAAUAUGGACAAAGCUUGUGAGCCUUCUACGACAGAAAUUAGGAGUUCUUGAUGAGCUUUGAUCAAGCAGUUAAGUUUACUUCCCUUGAUUUUUAUCAGCAAUGAUCAGGUAUAAGCAGUAACAAUGGCAUAUAAUUUGGAUGAACUUUCAUAUACUUUACAAACCAAGAAACUCUACAAGAGUCAUGGUCUUGGUUGCGCGGAGAAGGCUUGACAAUACUUUAAGGCUUUAUGAAUGAACCAGGUGCUGCUAUCUGAUGAAUGUAAUGGCAGAGAUACCUGCUGAGAAUUCCUGAGCAAACAGUUCUGUUUACAUAGAUUCUUCUAAUGUUAACUAUUUCCACCAAGGAUUAGACCCUUCUUUUCUGCCAUGGAAAACAUUUUCCAAGCUAGAUGAUCUUAAAUCUGGGUCCUAGUGAUUGCAAGCUGGUAAUUUUUUAAGGAAGCGCUGCCCUGGCUCUAAAGUUCUCUUGUCGAAUUCUUGGGUAACAGAAGAAAAGAGAAAUCAAUGUUCGCUGGCAGCUGAAAUACAACUUGACUCUCAAGUGUAACCAUCAAACCUUGUUCCUUAGGAAGAUCCCAGCAGAUUCUGCAUGUCUUUCUGCAAAAUGGAAUGAAGGAGUGUGAGAUGAAGUUCACAGAAAUUCUUGAGACUCAAAUGUUGUAAUAGGAAAAACAAAUGAUCUAACCUCAAUUUUAAGAGGUGAUGUAGUUGGAGCAUAUCUUUCCACAACCUUUCCUCCUUUGUUUACCACAGAUUUGGUAAAGUUCCACUUGAUGGCAACUCCAAAAUAUCCUCCUU